Messenger RNA from Clupea harengus (Atlantic herring), 3696 nucleotides. It is a transcript of the gene azin1a, whose product is annotated as antizyme inhibitor 1a. The record is from RefSeq and is a predicted model, not a curated record. Gene Ontology annotation, cellular component: cytoplasm. Gene Ontology annotation, biological process: positive regulation of polyamine transmembrane transport; negative regulation of protein catabolic process. Lineage: Eukaryota; Metazoa; Chordata; Actinopteri; Clupeiformes; Clupeidae. Gene Ontology annotation, molecular function: ornithine decarboxylase activator activity; ornithine decarboxylase activity.
UUAAAGGCACUUACACGAGCCACAAGAAGGGUGGGCAGGAGUGUACCCAAGCUAACUUCUCUAGUGUUAUCUGUGCUGUGGGCUCAGACUUAGAAACUUGAUGUGUCAAAUUAGUUAUAGAGCUGACUAUUUCAGAAUGGACUGUUUGCUCGUAUUACUGGAGAAGAGUCUUUGACGACUAUUUCGUCCGCCAGUGACUUAUCAUAUAUAAAAGAAUGAAGACGUUACUCGGGUAUUGAAAUAUUCUGGACUGUAUAUUCUGUAAUGUUCUGUAUAUUAUACACAAACUUUAAAUUCAAUCUAGCUGGUUAUCUAACUUGAAAGUAGAAGUCUAUCUUGUUCUUUAUACUUAAGUAUUCCGUUUACUGUCAUGCAAAGUAGCCUACAAAUGUGGCCAUUAUUACGUAUAGUCUGUCUGUCUGAUUGAUGGUGCAAAGCAACGAUGUUCCUGAAUUAGUCUAUAGUAGGCGAGCUAUGGCUGUUCCCAAAAGAAUCUAUUUUUGUUGUAGGUUACCUUGGCUAUAAUGUUAUAAUAGCAAUGUGAAGUCCUGACAUUGCACGAUUAGGCACAGUGUAGGCUAACUGUUAAAUGGACAGCCUAUUGAAUCUUUAUUCCGUAGCCUAUGGGCUGUGAACUCAGCGUGUAGAAGCCAGCCUCAACCACCACAAACUAAUCUUGUUGUAUCUGUUUGAAAUUUCUUUGAAAUUACGUAGGCCAAGUUACUUUUAAACACGCCCCUCUCUGCUGCCACACUGUCAACUCAAGAUAGCUGGCGGGCUCUCCUCCGAAGAAGGCGAGUUCAAAGACUGCAUCUCGACUGCAACGUUAGAAAGGGCGGCCGUAAUAGUGGGAAUUUGUUAUAGGCGUAUUACCAGUUAGAUUACCUUUUAUUUCAUGCACUGGACCCCGAUACUCUUUGAAAAUUCCGCCUAAAAAGAGACCUCGAUUUCCCCAAAGGAUUGGGCCUUUUUCACACGUUCACUACAUCUACCUGGACGUCAUAGCGGCAGCUCUCUACCACGAGCCGGUGGACUUCAACGCCGAGCCUCAUUGGGAUCCUAGCUGAUAGCAGGAGGGUUUAUUCUCCUGGCUGUCACUUUUGCUGCAUACCUAGGACCCCAAGGGCUCAAAGCGUACUUCACUCAGGUAAUUUGUUUUAUGACUGCGGGAGAAGAAUUCGGGUGAAGAUGAAGGGAAUUGUAGACGAACUGCACUACACUGUGGACGUUCUGGAGGGAGGCACAGCUCUCUCCGAUGUGAUCGAUAACCAUAUUUACGAGCAGACUUUGGCACAGAAGAACGCCUUCUUCGUGGCAGACCUGGGUGUGAUUCUGUCGCAGCACGUUCGCUGGCGAACUCAUAUGAGUGACAUCCGGCCUUUCUACCCAGUCAGGUGCAACAGCAGCUCUGCCGUCAUUGAGCUCUUGGCUGCCCUUGGCUGUGGCUUCAUCUGUGCCAACAAGUAUGAACUAGAGCUGAUUAAGGGCUUUGGCAUCUCCUCUGAGGACAUAAUCCUUGGUGGCAUGUGCAAGCAGCUCUCCCUGAUCAAGUAUGCCGCCAAAAGUGGCGUGGACCUCCUGCUAUGCGACAACGAGACGGAGCUGCGCAAAAUUGCUCGUUGCCACCCCAAAGCAAGGUUGCUGCUGCAGGUCGCUGUGGAUCCCAGUGUAGAAGGGGAGGAGCUGGCCAUGGCAUUUGGCUCCACCCUCAAGGACUGCCGUCACCUGUUGGAGUGUGCCAAGGAGCUGGAGCUGCAGGUGGUAGGGGCCAAGUUCCACGUCCCCAGCAGUUGUCAGGACCCUGAGAUGUAUAUUCAUACCGUCUCUGAUGCCCGCUGUGUGUUUGAUAUGGGAGAGGAGUUGGGUUUCCGCAUGAGCAUGUUAGACAUUGGAGGAGGCUUCAGUGGUUCUGACGCUCAGUUAGAGAAGGUGCACGGAGCGCUGAGGCCCAUGCUGGACAUGUACUUCCCCCCAUCGUGUGGCGUCUCCCUCCUGGCCGAACCUGGCAGCUACUAUGUGUCCUCCGCCUUCACGCUGGCCGUGAAUGUCAUCGCCAAGAAAGUAGUAGCCCGGGAUCGCAAAGACCAAGGCCAUGAUGCCGUGUGUGCCAGCGACGAGCCAGAGUUCCUGUACUACAUGAACGAUGGGGUGUACGGUUCGUUUGCGUACAAGCUGCUAGAAGAGUCCAUCCCAGCCCCCACUGUGCACAAGGCGGUGCCUCCCGAGGAGCCCCUGUUCUCCAGCAGCCUCUGGGGUCCGUCCAUGGAUGGGCUGGACCAGGUGGUGGAGAGCUGCCUCCUGCCCGAGCUGAGCAUGGGGGACUGGCUGCUCUUCAGUAACACUGGGGCCAACAGCCUGGGAGCCACCACCUGCGACGAGCAGAAGCCGCCCGUCUACAACAUGAUCUCUGCUAGUGACUGGUACGAGAUGCAGGACUUGGGCAUCAGUCUGGACACAUCCAUGAAGAAUUUUUCCCUGGUGCCCUACAGUUUACCGUCUGGUCCGCCCGCAGCCACUGUGUCUACGCCAGCCUAGAGGGGGACCACAAUAGACCACCAGCUCACUGGCUUCUGUAGAGCUGGUCUGGUCGACAUUCCAGAGGCAAGGGGGCAGCCUGGUUCUCAGGUUUCAGAGACGUUGAUGAGAGACAUGUCCGCCAUGAGUAAUUAAAGCGUGAAUGGAAUAGAGGAUGACUCAGUCGAGAGGGGACCCUCACAGUCGGGCUUAUUAAUGCCAUUACAGUUUACACGUAGACUUAUUUAAAUCUAAUAUUUCAAAGAGAUAUAUUUAUCUCUGAACUUGUAACUUAACUGACUGCCCAGCAUGGGUCAAGUAUUUAUCACACAGUGAAGACAAACCUGAAAGUAUGACUCAACAGGAAUAUAUAAUUUGUUCUGCUCUAGUUUGUUCCAUUGUGUUUAACUCCUCAAGAAAAAUGUCCCCCAGACCUGGUGUAUGUUUGGAAGAGUUUUGACGAAAUAUGGCACGCUUAUUAUACAUGAAUCAUCUUUGUAAAUUGCCAGUCAUCAGAAUCCUCUGCCAUCCUGUGAAAGGACUUUGAAAGGUGUGGGUUUAAUAAUCUCACUGGGUUUGACAAGUGUUGGAUGCGUUUACAAGCACCUGGUUAGCUGAGUUGAGACACUGUAUGUAGCUGCAACCUGCUGUUGCUUUACAACAAAUGCUGCCACAACUGUGCAGAGGCUUGGGAGCGGCCAACGAUUGGCUGGGACUCGAUGAAAAGCCAACAUCCUCACAGCUACUGUGGGAUGCUAUUGUGGUUCUCAAAACAUUGUUCAGCUUAGUAAGUGGUAUAGAUGGCGUUGAGGAAGUGCUGCUGGGUUUUUGGAAGUUAAAGUGCACUUGUAUAGACUGACCUUGACGAGGCUACCUUGAAUUUGACCUUCAAUGCAUAUCUUUACCGUGCCCUUACACAAUUUCAGUGCCUCUUGUGUUGUACAUUGUUUUUUUUCAAGAGGAUAUUUUAAAAGUGAGCUUUUGAAUUAGCUCUGUUUCUAACCUGAUUUUGAAGCAUGUUAACAGGAAGAAAUUUAAAAUAUUAGGCCUAUAGGCUUGACUGAUAUGCUUUAAGUCUAUAUUAAUGUCUCUUGACUAUCGCAAAUGUUUGAUAUGUACUUUUCAAAUGUUGUCUAUGAACCUUUGAACCCUACCUUGAAUUACAAAACUUUACACCAUGAA